AUGGGGGCCCAUGAUUCCUCCUACGUGUCUGGCUACCCAUAUAGCUAUGACAUCUGCUGUGAUAAUUUGAAGGAUCUUAGAUUGGCUCAUAUUAUAACUCAGCCAGAAAUUGGACUUCGUUUUCUCCUGGGGAAGUGCAAAGCAUUGGAGACACUUUAUUUGGAGUACGUUAUUGGUCUAAGUGAGAGUGAGAUGAUCGCACUAUUCCAGAAUUGUAGCAACCUUAAAAGCAUCUCACUUCGACUCAUCCCUCUGCACUGUGAAGAUUAUGAGUUUAGGACAGCAUUGACUGAUGUUAGCCUUAAGGCUCUAGCACUCAGCUGCCCUAUGCUUCAGGUUGUUGAGCUCACAUUCGCAUUUUGCUCUGUGCGUCGGCCAACAGAUAUAGGCUUCACACAAGAGGGUAUUGUAGCGCUCAUCCCAUCCUGUCCGAUUCGUGCUUUUGUGCUUAACGGUGCCACCAUUUUCCGUGACGAGGGGAUGAAGGGCCUCUCAUCCUCACAGUUUCUGGAGACACUCGAGCUCGUGCAUUGCAAGUCUAUAACUGAUGCUGGGAUGGAUCUCAUUGCUCAGGCUCCUUGUCUGAGUCACCUCACGCUACGUCAAUGUAGCAGCAUCACCGAUGAUGGAAUGGCUGCACUCAUACGUUCUCAUAAGUUGGAGUCACUGACGGUUAUAGGCUGCUGCCAGGUCUCUCAGGAGGGCAUUCAGGGAGCUGCCAAAACAGUUCGCUACUCGGCAGAGAUUGAAAACCUCGGCAGCUUAAAAGGAAUGCGGAUUCAGUAUAUGGAGUUUUAG
This is a messenger RNA of Triticum turgidum subsp. durum (durum wheat), 798 nucleotides long. NCBI's taxonomy places the organism in Eukaryota, Viridiplantae, Streptophyta, Magnoliopsida, Poales, Poaceae. The record is from the annotation of a GenBank genome assembly.